AUGACUCAAUCUUUGGGAGAACAAUUGUCCAAAGUAGAGAAAGAUGUGACUGAUAUAAAAUGUUCAACAGUUGUGGAUAAUGAUCAUAUGAUGUUUGGAGACACUCCUCCUACCUCUCUAGGAAAUCAUCCUCCACAUCCACCUCCAUCAUCAAAUCCUCCUCUACCAUCAUAUCCCUCUCUUCGCACUUCCUCUCCUCUACCUGAUUCCCCUCUCCAAACUGAUGAUGCAAAAAAGGGUGAGAAAAAUCAAGAGCCAAUGAUGAAUACAGGAUCUCCAUCUCAGCCUGAAAUGUCUAAAUCGGAAAGGGAUGAUAAUCAAAAAGCAAUUGUUGUAGGUGAACAAGAGAGAAAUGAACAACCCAUCCCAAAUGUUGAUGCAACAAAUAAUGACCAACCUAUUACAAACUUUGGUGAUCAGUUUAAGACUAAUAAGUAUGAAGGGUUUCUUGAUUUGGGGUUUAUAGAACAAAUUGUUGUUCCUUUGAGCGUUGUUUACCCUGAUACUUUUUUUGAGGGCGGGGGGGGGGGGGGGGGGGAAAUGAAGUUGAAGUAG
Molecule: messenger RNA, 555 nt
Organism: Lactuca saligna
Lineage: Eukaryota; Viridiplantae; Streptophyta; Magnoliopsida; Asterales; Asteraceae
Source: the annotation of a GenBank genome assembly